GUGAAAACACGAGACUCAAACGUGCAAAAUAAACAUGUCGACUUCAGACGACCUGAAGCAGGAGAACAGAAACCGGAUGUUCCGAGAUUACAGUGCAACUCCGUGUCAAACAGCCACAAGCUGAGCGCCAGCAGUCCAGCAUCAGUCACCGGAGUCUCACAGAGGUUCAACACCUGCAGACAGGCCAGAUGUUCUGACAACAGCCGAAGCCCAGCGUCCCCAAACUGUGGAGGAGGAAGAAAGAGGUGCGGGAGGCGGAGUCAGGAGCGCAGGAUGCGUCCCGCUCACGAGCUGUCGCCCUGGAUCCAGAAGCUGAUCCUGGAGUACGAUGAGGCUGCGGCCGAGCACAAGCGCACCUUCAAGGCUCAGGUCAUCUACGUGGACCAUCUGAGCCCCUCGCAGGUGCACCUGGCGCCGGGCCCCACCGAGCUGCUGUACGUGUCCGACGGCGAGGUCCACAUCCCGGCGCUCCUCACGCCGGAGGCGGCGCAGCUGCUCCUGGAGAUGGAGGAGCGCGAGUGCCUGAGCAGGUUGCGCUUUGCCACCGUCCACAUCCAGAAGGUCAAGUUGCUGUUCUACGCCGACGCCGAGGAGACCAGGAGCCGCUUCUACCUGACGGUGGGGAGCAUGGCCACGCUGUGCAUCGUCCCCCGCGCUGACGUCGUCCCCAGCUGCAGCGAGCUGCCGGCCGUCCAGAGGAAGAUCUCCAAGGUGUGGAGGCGGAGGUUCGUGGGGGACGAGGCCGUCUGCCGGGACAGCCAGUCCCUGAUGGACCUGUCCCAGCUGCUGUGGGAGUGUGAGCAGGACUCCCUGAGCUCGCUGUGUGUGGAGAUCCGCGACCGGCUGGAGGGGGCAGAGAAACCCCCCGCCGGCCCGCACACCUCCCCACAGCCGCGGAACGCCCACAUGACCCACUGGGACGCAGACCGGAUCCGCUUCAAGAACGCGCCUUCUUUCAGUGUCCCGGUUAAGUUCCUCCUCAUGCCUGACCACUGUGGGAGCAGUGAUGGCCGCCGCCCUCAGAGCCUGGAGCCCCCUGACAACACAGAGGUACCCCGGAGUCCCGAGGGCCGCCAUACUCCCCAGACCCGCCGGAGUCCCGAGGCCCACCGGAGUCCCCAGACCCGCCCUACUCCCGAGACCCGCCGGAGUCCCGAGGCCCGCCGGACUCCCCAGGCCCGUCAGAGUCCCCAGACCCGCCUGAAGACUGUCUCUGAAGACCUGUUGCAGGAGAGCUCCCUUCUGAGGUGCGUGUUGCCCCGGAUCAUGCAGGGACCUGCGGCUCAUCAGUGGGACCUUUUUCCUCCACCGUGGGAGACUUCAUCAUCAAGUGAUGCCUCCGGAGACGACGGCCCCCGACUUGGUCCCUCUGCACCUGGACUUCCUGCAGAGGUCUCGCAGCCUAGUGACCUCCCACCGUACCAGGAUCUCCAGUCCUUCAGCAACACGUCUGAAGGUCCGGCUGAAAGCCAGACUCGGCCCUCUGUCGUGGAGCCGGAGGAAGAGCAGGUGCACAGUGGUGAGCUGCGAGUGGAGGGACCGGGGAAGAGGAGCGGUCCUGCAGCAGAGGGCCCACGGACCCGGGCCGGCGCCAGUCCCCUGGCCUGGAUCUGCGAGACCCCGGACCACCCGAACGUGGAAGACGGUCCGGAGCAGGCCCCACAGGCCCAGCCGGUCUCCAGCCAGGUCACGCAGCAGAACAUGGAGGACUUCAGCCGCUUCACAGUUCCCGAGUGGCUGCAGCGCUGGGCCGUCCAGUACCUGCUGCCGAAACCGCCCUGACCUUUGACCCUAGUUCUGAGUCUGAGUUGGCAAUGUUUGUGUUUGGCCCCAAAUAAAGAAAACAAAUGUUUACAAACUGGUCUGGAGGAUUUGUGGACGGUUGUGACGGGCCCUGA
Molecule: messenger RNA, 1898 nt
Organism: Synchiropus splendidus (mandarinfish)
Lineage: Eukaryota; Metazoa; Chordata; Actinopteri; Syngnathiformes; Callionymidae
Gene: acd
Product: ACD shelterin complex subunit and telomerase recruitment factor
Exons: 3
Coding region: 274-1782 (502 amino acids)
Biological process (GO): telomere capping
Cellular component (GO): shelterin complex
Source: RefSeq, a predicted model, not a curated record